This is a messenger RNA of Brugia pahangi, 330 nucleotides long. Lineage: Eukaryota; Metazoa; Nematoda; Chromadorea; Rhabditida; Onchocercidae. The record is from the annotation of a GenBank genome assembly.
AUGAAUGUGUUCCAUGUCUUCGAGACCACAAAGCGUGACCGUUCAUCUACGGAACUGAUUGCUGGUAUCACUUUGUACAGGGACUGUGUGACACGCACAUAUGUACACCACUUGUUGAUACUUUCAAUUCUCGUAAAAUUAACUGAACAAACUUUUUAUUUGUUCGAAUUUUCUAAUAGGAAGUGUAAAUUCAUGAAUCCAUUAGAAGAUUAUAGCUACCAGAUGGUACCAAUGAUUCUACUAAUAGUUACGGGAAGAGUUAAAGACGUUUUAAGAGAUGGUUAUGAGACGAAGAAGGGUAGCACAGAUUUCCACCGCCUUCGAAAUUAG